GGAAAGCAAAAGAGAAUAAAGAAAAGAAAACCAAGUAGGAAAGAAGGGAAAAUAGUUUGGAAAACAAAAAAGGGGAGCUCUCAGUGAACCGUAAUCCGUUGCCCGGAAUGGGAAACUUUGUGAGCAGGCAGAACGCGGCAGUGGAGGAGGCGGAUCCGAGUGCUAACCAUGCCUACAAAUAUCCACCUCGGAUGGGUAACUUCUUUGGGAGUCACUUUAUCAUGGGCGGUGAGAGAUUUGACACGCCCCAACCGGAGUCGUAUCUGUUUGGGGAGAAUGCGGAUCUGAAUUUCCUUGGGAACCGACCCACUGCCUUCCCCUACCCCCCGCCCCAGGCCAACGAACCAACGAAGACCUUGAAGAGCCUGGUGAACAUACGCAAGGAAUCCGUACGUUUCGUGCGCAUUCCCAACGACAAGAAGAUCAAUCUCCAGGAGAAGCCCAGGAGGAAGGAUGUAGAGAAGGAGAAGGAGAAAGAAAAGGAGAAGGAGAAGGAGAAAGAGAAGGAGAAGGAAAAGGAGAAGGAGAAGGAUAAGGACAAGACGAAUGUAACCAUCGAGGAUGUGGACGGAAAUGUUCUGUGCUCCAUGAACCUAAGUAGUGACAGCGAUUCGGCAGCACCACCGCCACCCAGCACCUACAAUAUUGAAUUCACCUUUGAUUCGGACGCCAAGUGCGCCAUCACCAUUUACUAUUUCUGCUCCGAGGAUGUCAGUCCAAGUGGUGUCACCCUUGUGCCCCGCGAGGGUCUCACCUCGGAGACGUAUCACUACGAGAAGGGGAUAAACCAGUGCUUCUCACAGCCGGGCCACAUCUUUAAUCCGCAGCAGAUGCCGGAGGAUGAGCUCGGCUAUAGCCCCGGAAGGGAACAAUAUCCGGUGGCCAUCCAUUGCGUCGUCGAGGAGGGCAGCGACGAGUGCAGGCAGUCGCACACCACCAUCUGUGUGAUUGACCAUCAUCCGGAGAGCGGCAGCUAUUCGCUGCGUGCCCUCAAGCAGAAGAUCUUCGUGGAUGGCUUGUGCUACCUGCUGCAGGAAAUCUACGGCAUCGAGAACAAGGCCGUGAACAAGAACUCGAUGGACGAGGAGAUUGACGACCACGGCAGCGAGUGCGUCAUCUGCAUGAGCGAGACCCGAGACACCCUGAUACUGCCCUGUCGGCAUCUCUGUCUGUGCAAUUCCUGUGCGGAUUCCCUCCGCUAUCAGGCCAACAACUGUCCCAUCUGCCGGGCUCCGUUCCGGGCUCUCCUUCAGAUCCGUGCGGUGCAGAAGGGCAUUAGUACGCACGUGUUGCACCAGAACACACCCACUUCGACAGGCGGGGAACCAGCUCCGGUGGAUGUGCCUCCUGGCUAUGUUCCCGUGUCGCUCAUCGAGGCCUUGAAUGGACCGCCACAAUAUGUGGCCAGAGCCAGGGCCAGUGAGCUAGACACUGUUGACUCGGCAACGGUGGCCGCCUCCACGAUGACCAGCAACGACAUCAAGGCGACCUCGCCCAUCAAAUCCAGCAGCCAGCGAAGGCCCAAAAUCAAGAAGAACGCCUCCACCUGCACCUCGACUAGUGAGGUGGGCACCAUUACCACUCAGUCUGGCGGAGGAGCCGGCAAUGGAUGCUCGGCUCUCUCCGUCGUGGAGAUCGAGAGCGAUCCCAAAAAGUCCACGGCCGGAACGUGCACGUCGCCCACUUUGGGAGCACCCACAUCGCCGGAAUCCAAACAGGAUAAGCUGCAGAUUGUCAACGAGCGAAAGUAUUCCAGGUCUCAGGCCGGAUCCGGAGGCGAUGGAUCCGCCGGCACCGACGACGAUGUGGACAGCGAGAACGAGAAGUUGUCGCCGCUGCUUUCGCCAGGAAGCAAGAGCAAGAACAUGUCCAGCAAGUCCUUGAAGCAAGUGGUCGCCUGCCUGGAUGCAGAUGAUGGCGAAAAAUGUGGAGCCGGCGAUGGCCUGGUGGAGGAAACCACUUCCAAGAAAGGCUCCUCGCUUAAGCGCAACAAACCCAGGCCGGAACUGAGUGGCGGAGGCGGUGGAGCUUCGUCCAACGAACCGACCGCAGAAGAUUCAGAUUAUUAUACGCCCGAGGACACUCAGAACUCCAUACUCAGUCCACUGUGCCCCGCAGAGCGGGCCAAGAGUGGCGAUCCGCUGGGUGCCGGACUAACUACCAGCGGCGGACUGGGCUCAGGCAGGAGCGCCGCAGUGGUGGGUGGAUCCUCCGGUACAGGUGGCACCGGAGUCGUUGUGGGCUUCAGCAGCGCCAUGAAGAAGAACCUGCACAAGAAGUCCACCUCUGUGGGCAACAUGUUGGGCUCCGGAUCCGGUUCUGUAGCCACCGUUGUGGAUCUUAAAUCCAACAAUGUUAGCUCUUUACCAGAUAUGUUGGACAGCCCGAUAAGUGGAAACUCGGCCUCCACCCGCAGCUCAAGCGACAGCUACUCCUCCAGCUCCUCCACCAAGCAGCUGCUCAGCUCCAAUCCGACCACCACGGCGGCCAACAUUAUCGUGGACGACAAGACGGCACUCCAGAACGCCGUCAACGUGUAAAUCCAGACGGUAGCCGUCUCGGUCUGCAUUGAAUUUCGUUUCGUUCGUCGUCGGUAUUUUUUUUUCUAUCGUUUUAUCGUUUUAGCCUUGCGUGUACUCUAUUUAUUCGUAGUUUUCGUAGCUUUAGUUAAAUCAAUGCUGCUUCCCCGCCCGCAGGAACAAAUACAUGUUCGUUUAAGACGUUAUAAGGAUUAGGAUCCGGAUCAGGAGGAGGAGUAGGCGACAUAACAGGACAUAACACUUAACCAGUAUAUAUACACACACUGAAACAGAUCCAGACACAGAUACAGACACACACACGUCUCGCAUGCAUGUGUACGUAGUUUAAUAUAGCAUAAUGGCUUGGGUAUAUAACGAAUAAAAUAAAUCAAUUAAACAAUUGCGCUUAUGGCGUAGCAUUCCAAAAUAAAUAUAACCCAAAAAUAAAAUGGC
Messenger RNA from Drosophila bipectinata, 2972 nucleotides. It is a transcript of the gene Mrgn1, whose product is annotated as Mahogunin ring finger 1. The record is from RefSeq and is a predicted model, not a curated record. NCBI's taxonomy places the organism in Eukaryota, Metazoa, Arthropoda, Insecta, Diptera, Drosophilidae. Gene Ontology annotation, cellular component: cytoplasm. Gene Ontology annotation, molecular function: ubiquitin protein ligase activity. Gene Ontology annotation, biological process: protein ubiquitination.